This is a messenger RNA of Schistocerca americana (American grasshopper), 2914 nucleotides long. RefSeq names its product glycerol-3-phosphate acyltransferase 3 (gene Gpat4). Gene Ontology annotation, biological process: triglyceride biosynthetic process. Bases 95 to 1666 code for a protein of 523 amino acids. Lineage: Eukaryota; Metazoa; Arthropoda; Insecta; Orthoptera; Acrididae. The transcript is spliced from 10 exons. The record is from RefSeq and is a predicted model, not a curated record. Gene Ontology annotation, molecular function: glycerol-3-phosphate O-acyltransferase activity. Gene Ontology annotation, cellular component: endoplasmic reticulum.
UCAGUUGCGGUCUAGCGCUGGUUAGGGGAAGUUGUGUGUGAGCGAAUGUAGUUAAAUCUAAACUGUCAAGUAUACAACGGACAAUUUAUUAAAGAUGGUGGCAACUAUGUGGACAGUCGUAUCGUUCUCUUUUUCUCUUCUUAUAACCCCAUUUCUGAUGGUUCUAUUAGGAAUAAUAUUUCUGGCCUCAAUCGGAAAAUCUCUUGGAGUUAGAAGACUUUACGUCAAUCUGUUGUUGAAGAUUUUCGAGCUUUCAGAGCAUCCAGGUUUCACUAGCAUAAUGUGCAGCAGUCCGAACACGAAUUUUAAGAACACUCUUACUUAUUUUGAGUAUGGACGUCAACAUAUAGAAAUAGCACAGAAAGACCGCCAGGUGAGCAGAGAUAACUCAGAUGAUGAAGAAGAGGAGGAAGAAAAAGAACAAAAAGAUGUUUUAGAGGUUAAAGAAAACUGCAAUAAUGUGUGCAAUAAAACACCAGAAAAGAAAAUGAAUGGGGUGAUAAGCAAUAAUUUGAUUAGCAGAGAAGAUCUCAUCCUCGCGCCAGAUCCUGUACAGAACUACAAAGGCAAUAACAAACAGGAAGAGACAUCCACUGCUCCUCCUGAUCUCAUUCGAAGGAGAUCAUUUGAGACGCUGAAGAGGGAAUUUCAGCUUUCAGAUCUCCUUGACUAUGUCAAGGCUGGAGUUGAAGCAAUAAUAGAAGAUGAAGUUACACACAGAUUUGAAGCAGAAGAACUCAAGUCCUGGAAUCUUUUGACACGUACAAAUCAAUACUAUGAAUUCAUCAGCUGGAGACUUACUGUUAUUUGGAUGGCAGGAUUCUUUGUCCGCUACUUCUUUCUGCUGCCUCUACGUGUAAUGAUUUGUUUCAUAGGGGUUAUGUGGUUGACAGCUUGUACAGCUGUUGUGGGCUAUGUUCCUGAGGGUCCAUUCAAGCGUUGGCUCAACCAUCGUGUUUCCAUAAUGUGCUUUGGUGUUUUGUCCAGUGCUCUGUCAUCUGUGAUUACCUACCACAAUCCAGAAAACAGACCUAAGAGUGGAAUAUGUGUAGCAAAUCACACGUCUCCAAUUGAUGUCCUCGUCCUAGCUUGUGAUAACUGCUAUGCCUUGAUUGGUCAGAGGCAUGGUGGUUUCUUAGGACUCCUCCAGCGAGCUUUAGCGAGAGCGUCCCCUCACAUAUGGUUUGAACGUUCUGAAGUAAAGGACAGAGAAGCAGUUGCAAGAAGGCUUCGUGAGCAUGUGUCUGAUCCUAACAACCCACCAAUUCUCAUUUUCCCUGAAGGAACUUGCAUUAACAAUACAUCAGUUAUGCAGUUCAAGAAAGGAAGCUUUGAAGUUGGAGGUGUCAUUUAUCCUGUAGCCAUAAAGUAUGAUCCAAAAUUUGGUGAUGCAUUUUGGAACAGCAGUCGUUAUUCAAUGAUGCAAUACUUGUACAUGAUGAUGACAAGUUGGGCCAUUGUUUGUGAUGUAUGGUAUCUGCCACCUAUGUACCAGCAAGAAGGAGAGACAGCUAUAGACUUUGCAAACAGGGUGAAAGGCGUUAUUGCCAGGCAAGGUGGACUGGUAGAUCUGAUGUGGGAUGGGCAACUGAAGCGCAUGAAACCAAAGAAAGAGUGGAAAGAGAACCAGCAAAAAGAAUUUAGCAAGAGACUGAAACUGGAAUGAGGUUUAACUACAGUGAAACAUUUCCAUCAUUUUAUUGUUUUGAAAAAGUGGUCCCUGUGAUUUGCAGUCUUUUAAUUCUGGAUUAUUUUAUAUGGUUAUUGUUGUCUUUAUCUUUGAUAACAAGAAUGGCUGUGCAAACUAAUUUUGGUAGUACAGCUCUGUUUACAGAAAUGCUUUUUAUGCAAGUAUUUCUUAUGUUUACAUCCAGAAUUCAGUGGACUGACUAUUUUGUAUGGUGAUUACACAUUUUAUGUCAAUUUGUGUUUGACAAGACAGGAUGAGAGUUAUAAAGUAUGAGCAAUUACAUAUGUUCCUGACAUGAUGAGUUGUGUUGUGUCUGCAUUAUCAUUUCUGGGGAUAUUCAUCCAGAAACUGGACAUGCAUAUCAUCUGAAUGCAUGUAGCCAUCCUCACCAAAGAAUUCACUGUAUAAAAUUCAUUGAUCAUUUUUUUUAGUUUCAUUGAUAGUUGUGUAUUUGUAAUUAAACGUGUUUGUGUCAACUGUAGCCAUUAUAGCAUCAUAAUUUGUGGCACACAUUCCAUGUAUGCAUUUUCAUUUUGUUCUGUUUACAUCACAGUUUGUAUGACUUGUAAAUUGUGUAAAUGUUAAGCAGUAAAACUUGUGCUGGUGUGAUAGAACCUAUUUUGUAUAGACCGUACCAACAUUUUUAAUGUGCUUUUUAAUUAAUAAACUCACUGUGAUAACUGAAAAGCAACAAAAUUACUCCUGUGGAAUCUUGCAGAAGUGCCAUGGUAGAAGUAAGGUAUCAUUGAGCUUCAGAUAUAUCAAAAUUGAGUGGAAACAACCAAGUGAGUUAACUCAGAUGGCAUUCAUUUUCAUUUAUACAGUUUUGAUUAUUCAGGACCCAGAAAUUCAUUCUUAAACAAUUCCAAGAACUUGCUAUCAUGUUCAGAUAAGACUGCUGGAUGGCGUGACUGAGACAAGGAAAUAUGAGGCUGUGUAGAGUUUUUAUGAUAUUAAAGGAGGGAAUAAGUGAAGAUGCCUAGUAAAAUGGGUGUGAACACACUUUGUAACUUGUAUAUAGGCACUAGGUAAUUUUAUAACUUGUUUUGAUGCAAUAAUGUCUUGAAUACAUUUCACUUAAUGUUUUUUUUAUAUUUAUUGUGGCAAGGAAAAUAAGAGGGUUAAGCAAGAUUAUGGCACAAAGUAUUCCAUUACAUAUUUUGAAUAACUUUAUCUAAGAAAUGUUGUGUUCAACUGUGACUUUCCUGAUAGCUUACUGUGAAG